AUGGCGGACGAUCCGAAUCGAGACAUUUUGCCUGUGAAAGAGGGUUCUUCUGCAGAAACCUUUCGUAGUAGUAUAGAUCCCAGAGAACGACAUAUCGUAUUUAAACUUGAUCGUUACCAGUUGGAGGAUAAAUAUCUGCGAUUGCUCGAAGAGGCAAACAACUUAAAGAAACUGACAAAUUGUCAGGAGGAUAAGAUUAAACGAUUAGCGACAAAGCUGAUGAGAGUAACUGCUAAUCCAAGGACAUGCGCGGUUGCUCUAGACGUUUAUGAGGAUAAAAAUAAAAUAAUAGCUCUUGAGCUCGAGAAUUGUAAGCUGAAAGAUAAAAUCUCUGUGCUGAGAAAUCAACUGCUGAGUCACACGAUAGCCGGUAGAUCGUCAUCAAGAAGUCGUAAUCCUCAAGCGAGGCCGUCGUCCGGGCGCAUAACGUGUCGAAGCGAAAGCAGCCGCACCAAGAUACCGUCUUGUCACUGCAUCAGCGAGACGGACGGCAAUGUGCGAAAUUAUCUCGAUAAAAUCGAGGAAUUGGAGUCGCAGAAAAAGGAAAUGUUUAAUCGGAUAUCUCAAUUGGAGAAAGAACUGUCAUCUCACACAGCUAUCAACCAGAGGGAGAAGGUAGCCGAGAACAUUGAGUACAUAAAGGUCUGGCGACAAAUGAAGCAACUGAAUGAUAAACUAAUAGCCACCGAGAAUGAGAACGAGUCGUUGAAUGUGCAAAUCAACGAUCUGAAGAGGAUGCUCGAGGAGAAGACGAAGAACAACGAAACAAUCACGACGGAACUUCUGACGGAAAAGAAACGGGUAGUGGACAUCGACGAACAGAUGUUAAAAGCGAAAGAUUCUCAACUCUCGUUACGGGAAAAGGAUGAACGGAUAAAGGAUCUAAUGAGCGAAAUGAAGAUACUGCAGCAACACAAUAACGAGCUUCUCGAACUCAGUGUGAAAUAUGGAGAAGUGGAAUUAGAGAAUAAGGAAUUGAAGAAAAAGGUGACCAAGCAGCUGCAAGAUCAAGAAACUUUGAAAACCGCUUUUAAUACCGAACAGGCUAAUAUCAUGGCGCUGCAAGCCUCGAAUGAACAGUUGCUGGGGAAACUUGAAGAACUGCAGAAGAACAUAGACGGUUUAACGGUACAGUUAACGUCUUUCGAAACGCAGACGGAGAAACAGGAAACGUCGAAGGCAACGCAGAUAUCGACGAAACAGGCCGACACGAAGAUACCAAUAACGGCUGACAAGCAUGAAUUGUACAAUGAUACUGCUACUCAAGUGGAGAUGACUAACAAACGUUGCGAAAUAUUCGAAAAUAUGACCGAACAAAAUGUCUCUACUAAAACGGAUCAAUGCAAAAAAUGUUGUGUAUCCUUGUCUUUGGAAAAUGUCACACAUGCAAAACGAAACACCGCUGAAUUGAUAGAUAGAUCAAUGCAAACAGAGCAGGAAGCCAAAGUAGACACCGUAGAAACGGAGGAUCGAAAAAUUAUGACACCUGUUAAGGAAAAAUCGAGGAACGAAGAAUCACAAAUUAUAACGCAAAAUGUAGGAUCUACCAUGGUUACAGAGAAUUAUUUGACUCCAGAGAAGAUGUUGAAGCUUCUGGAACAAGCACAAAUAAAUCCACCUGUGAACGCUACGAAGUUUACUCAGAAAAACAUGGUUAGCGUCGAUUACAAUGGCAUUAUGGAUCAAAAUCAGAGGCACAGUAUGUUCAAUUAUCAAUUCGCCAUCCCAAAAUAUUAUCUUCAGACACUGUGUUACAGCGACACAGGGACACUUGCACAAGAAAUUCAAGAAAACGCAACUUUACAGCUCGGUCAUCAGCAGCAGGAAAGCAAUAAAAGCCAGAGCGUUCCUCAAUCCCUGGAAAAGCAAUUACCAGAUCCCAAUAGAGUGCUAGCUAUGUUGUUUAAUAUUCUUCAAGAGUACUCUCUGACGUGUUCGAUGCCCAAUGAAGUCAGCACGUUGUAUCGGCCGAUCUCAUCGAUCAAAUGUCAAUUCAUGAAAGACAUCAAUAACAACAUCGGUACAAAACUAAACAACGUUACAAUCGGCGCUGUACGAACUGGAUGUACUACAAAAAGAUCUUGUUCGAGUCCUUACAAUAAACAAGAAAAGUUGAAGAAAAAGUUGUUCUCCAAUGUAAAGAGGCAUAACAGAACGAUGAAGGUCGCCGAUAACAAUAGUUGCACUUGUAACAACUUAAUGAGCUGUAAUCAAGAUUCAAGUUGCGACCAACGUUGCUGUAGUUCCGUGAAACCGGUUACAUGCCAUAGUUCUGACAAUAAGGAAAUGCAUUGCGGAGUACGAAUAAUGGCAAAGAAAAACAAUACGAAUUCGAGUGAUUCGAAUUCAUCUUUCCAGAAUAUCGUGUUGGGUUCUGUAAACGAGAUGCACGUACCAAGAAGCUUCGGCUCUAUUAACAUUUCUCGUCAGUUGCAGAACGAAAUUAAUCCGUACAAAUCUUGCAAAGCUCCUGACUCUGUGCAGAAAGGAAACGAUGCAUCGUUACGCGACUACAUCAUGCAUCUGGAUAAAUGUCGAGGGCUCGUGAACGAUGUAACUGGGAUACCAGUGAAUGAAAUACUGGGCAACGUACAGAUCACGAGUCCGAUACGAUGUCGUACCAUGCACACAGCAUCGAAAUCCGAGACACAGAGAAUAGAAUCCUUCUGCAGUCUCGAUUGUCCAAACGACUGCAUCGACGCGCAGAGUACCCUUUCCGAUUCGUUUCCAUUAGUGAUCGCUGAAGGCCAGGGUCUCGUGGAGCUUCACAUCGUGUGUCUGCAGCUUUCAACGUCCAUCCUCUUCCGGGAGAAGAACAUCAGCGACGUGUCGUUAUUCGUGAGUUGGAACAUCUGGGAUCAAGAGACAGCCUACACGCCCACUCUGAAGUGUCCUAAGCUGAACUUCAAUUCAUCCUUCGUCUACCGAAUUCCAGACCUGUUCUCCUUCUUCAACUACAUUCUCCUAGAUUUCGUUACCUUCCAAGUAAACGUGUUUCACGAAGAUGGCGACAGCUACGUGGUAGCCAGGGGCAAGCUUUGCAUCAAAGAUAUAUUGGACUACCCUCAGAACAAGCUGCAUUACAUAGCCCCUGUGAAUAGCGUGAUCCCUUGCUCGGCUGGCAUGAAUUUUGGACAACUGUCUCUAUGGGUAAGGCUGAGCUGUGACAUCGAGAAGGUAGAAACGUUCAAGAAAAGACGUGGAAUGCAAGCGCAGUUGCCCAAGAACAAUCUGUCUCACCUGGAGGUGGUACCAAAAGUUACCAUCUCGUCGAGAGAUGAGUUAAUAGUGCUGAAAACCGAAGACUCGAAAGAUCCCAAUGCUUCUGCACCCGUUACGGAUGAGGCUUCUAAAAAGACACAGCAGUCUGCUUACAUGGACGAAUCAAGUGACACUUCUGAAGAAGUGUCCGUAUCUGCAAUCCCUCACAAGAAUUCUUUAACCGUGAUGAAAGCGAGCGAGGAAGAGCAUGAGAAUAUGCUGUCAAACUCCAAGUCCGAUGAGGCCAUCCGGACUGAACGCAGGUCCAUUUUCACGGGUACGAUCAAAUGGGAGGAAACGUCUGAUGAAAAUGCAGGGAACAAUUUUGUGGACAGAUUAAAGUCUACGGAUACUACAGAUAGCACGAAGAAGGAAACAGAGAGCAACUUGUCGAGACCAAGUGUGGUGGAAUUCACUGCAUUCGUGCACUCAGACGAAAAACCUAACGAAGUGACUCAGCCAAAGUCAAUGGAGUCGAUCCACGAGGUGUCCAACGUGAUCUCGGAGAAGAAUUGGGAGAAGUACAAGCAGCGAAAACCGGUCAUCGCAGAAAUUAACGCUGUCAACGCUAAAUCUGUGAACAAAGUCCUGCUUGAAAAAGACACGAUAACCAUCGAGAUCGUGAACUUGAUUUUGUUCCCGAAAAGCUACGUGAUGCAGAAUCCAGAAUACCAACUACUUUACAUCGAGUAUUGUUUCCUGGGCUACUGUGGCGCUGAUAUGGAGACAUGUUCGGUGAGGAAACCGCAGCCGCCGGAGCAGAAGCUGACAUAUAGAUUUAAGAAAAAGUUUUACAUAGACGAAGAGAAGCAUGCGUUGCAGAACAACAUCCUACGCGCGAUGCUGGAACAAUCUGCCAAUCCUAAUAUAAAGUUUAUUGUCGUUUGCGAACCACUUCCCGAGGAAACUGAUGUGAAAGAGUGCGUGGAAGUAGGGUAUGCCACUUUUAAUAUAAGAGACUACGCACUGGGGGAUAGCGAAAAGAUCGUGUCUCUUCCGGUUUUUGGCACGAGUGAGAACGAACAGAUUGGUCUUUUGAAGAUCUGCGUGUUAGGUCUCGAUACGAUUCGUCAGCGUCUAGGAAGACGUGAUUCGGUCAUGUAA
Messenger RNA from Eufriesea mexicana, 4365 nucleotides. RefSeq lists its product as uncharacterized. The record is from RefSeq and is a predicted model, not a curated record. The transcript is spliced from 19 exons. Lineage: Eukaryota; Metazoa; Arthropoda; Insecta; Hymenoptera; Apidae. Bases 1 to 4365 code for a protein of 1454 amino acids.